UUGAGUGUGGAUGUGUUGUUGUUACUAAAAACUAAACAAAUUUUAAAAAAAAGUAUUAAGAAAACGCAUUAACACACUAAAAAAUUUUGACAAAAAACGCGUCCGUGUUGAACGCCCGCGUCUUGAUAUUUGUUGUUCAGUAUUUUUUGUUUGUUGUGGUGUUUUUAUUUUAUCAAUUUUUUUUUGUUGUAAUAUUUUUGUUUAUAUAAAAAAUUUAUUAAAAAUGAAUGGUACAGAACCGAAUAAUUGUGGCAACACACAAAGUAUAGCUGAUUACUUGGCGCAGUUAUUAAAAGACAGAAAACAGCUUGUCGCAUUUCCAAAUAUUUUCAUUCACGUGGAAAGGCUUUUAGAUGAAGAAAUAGCAAAAGUACGAGCAAGUUUAUUUCAAAUAAAUGGUAUAAAGAAAGAACCAUUGGUAUUACCAGAAGCAGAUGGAGCAGUCACAACACUCACAGAAAAAGUAUAUGUGCCAGUUAAAGAACAUCCAGAUUUUAAUUUUGUGGGUCGAAUUUUGGGACCACGAGGUAUGACAGCGAAACAAUUAGAACAAGAAACUGGAUGCAAAAUUAUGGUUCGUGGAAAAGGAUCAAUGAGAGAUAAAAAGAAGGAAGAUCAAAAUCGAGGAAAACCAAAUUGGGAACACUUAGCAGAUGAUCUUCACGUAUUAUUAACAGUCGAAGAUACUGAAAACAGAGCUCAAUUAAAAUUGAAAAGAGCUGUUGAAGAAGUACAAAAAUUACUUGUACCACAAGCUGAAGGUGAAGAUGAAUUAAAGAAGAGACAGUUAAUGGAGUUAGCUAUAAUAAAUGGCACAUACAGAGACUCCAGCGUAAAAGCUGCAGCUGCUGCAGCAGCAUGUGAUGAAGAAUGGCGACGUGUUGCAGCUGUUGCCGCCGCUGAAACACAGCGUUUAUUAUCUCCAGCAAUGCCAGGAUUAGCAGGAUUAGCUGCACGCACACCACAACCACAAGCACCAUUAGGUGCACCAUUGAUAUUGUCACCAAGAGGUACCGGAUUACUACAAGCUGGACCACCUGGACCACCAGAACAUUUAAUAUACGCUCCAUAUGCAGAUUAUGCAGCUAAUUAUGCAGCCGCCUUGUCAGCAGCAUCACCAUUAUUAACUGCCACUGCUGAAUAUGCAACACCAGAUGCUGCAGGCGCAAUGGCAGCGAAGCAGCGACGCCACCUGGGUCAAAUAAGAGACCAUCCCUAUCAAAGGGCUGGAGCCCUUUCGUGAAGUAGGCUGAUGCGUGUCUAAUAACAAGUGCGAUCCUGCGUCUGCGCAAGUCACUAACAACACUACUACUACUACUACUACUACUACUCCGAAUGUGCCCGAACCUGACUGAAGUAAGUCCUUCGUGCACACACAAAUACACACAGCAGUUUGGUACGUGGGUUCGCGUGGUACGUUGUAUCUUAACGUUAAUAGCCGUUGUUAACCAGCCGUUAACCACUCAUAUUAAUUCAAACAAAAUUCUUAUUCACUGUUCUACUCAUUUUUUUUUUAAAUCUAACGUAUUUUCAUAAUAAUCUUAUCCCAUUUUUACAAUAAUAAUAUUAUUAUUU
Molecule: messenger RNA, 1575 nt
Organism: Chrysoperla carnea
Lineage: Eukaryota; Metazoa; Arthropoda; Insecta; Neuroptera; Chrysopidae
Gene: how
Product: protein held out wings
Exons: 8
Coding region: 224-1243 (339 amino acids)
Biological process (GO): regulation of mRNA splicing, via spliceosome
Cellular component (GO): nucleus
Molecular function (GO): mRNA binding
Source: RefSeq, a predicted model, not a curated record